AUGAGGAACAGUCAUGUGCGUUUGAACUGCGGCAUUACAAUGCCUCUCAUUGGAUUUGGCACUUAUUCCUUCCCAAAUGAUAGGAAGACAACAGAAAUUGCCGUCCACAAUGCCCUUGAGAUGGGCUAUAGGCAUUUUGACACAGCAAAAAUAUAUGGUUCUGAGCCAGCAGUGGGCAAAGCCAUAAAUGAGGCAAUCUGUGAGGGAAAAGUAGACAGAGAUGACACUUUCUUAACAUCCAAACUGUGGGGGAGUGAUCACCAUGAUCCUGUUUCUGCAUUGAAACAAACUCUAGAGAAUCUGGGCAUGGAAUAUCUAGACAUGUACCUAGUGCACUGGCCUGUCAAGUUGAAGCCAUGGGUUAACUACCCCGUACCUAAUGAAGAUGACUUUGAAAAUUUGGAUCUUGAGACCACAUGGGCAGGGAUGGAGAAAUGCCUAGAAAUGGGGUUGUGUAGGUGCAUUGGGGUUAGCAAUUUCUCUAGCAAGAAGAUUGAGUGGCUAUUAGAGUAUGCGUCUACACCUCCAGCUGUUAAUCAAGUGGAAAUGCAUCCAAUGUGGAGGCAAGGAAGGCUCAGAAAGACCUGCGGAGAGCACAAGAUCCAUGUAAGUGCUUAUUCACCACUUGGUGGGCCAGGGAAUGCAUGGGGAUCUACUGCUGUGGUUGAUCAUCCAAUUAUCCAAUCAAUUGCCCUCAAACACAAAGCAACUCCAGCACAGAUUGCGUUGAAGUGGGGACUAACAAAGGGAUCAAGUGUGAUUGUUAAGAGCUUCAAUCAAGAAAGAAUGAAGGAAAAUAUAGGAUCGUUUGAUCUGACAUUGGAUAAUGAGGAUAUCAUGGAGAUUGAGAAAUUGGAGGAAAUGAAGAUUAUGAGAGGGGAAUUUCACGUUAAUGAAACCACAAGUCCCUACAAAACUAUUGAAGAACUUUGGGACGAUGAAAUUUGA
Messenger RNA from Abrus precatorius (Indian licorice), 948 nucleotides. Its product is annotated as non-functional NADPH-dependent codeinone reductase 2. The transcript is spliced from 5 exons. Gene Ontology annotation, molecular function: aldose reductase (NADPH) activity. NCBI's taxonomy places the organism in Eukaryota, Viridiplantae, Streptophyta, Magnoliopsida, Fabales, Fabaceae. Gene Ontology annotation, cellular component: cytosol. The coding region runs from base 1 to 948 and encodes 315 amino acids. The record is from RefSeq and is a predicted model, not a curated record.